GACGCGACGACUUCAUUUUGGGAUACCUAUCUAUAUUAAUAGUUAUAUUUAUAUGUUAUUAAGUAGAUUAUAGUAUUUUUAAAAUUUUGUAGGUACUUAUAAAAUAUAUUGUUUUUCUCGUAGGCCACUUUAACGAAUAAAAUGAAAUUAUAUUUUAUCUAAAAGUUGAAUUUAACCCUUUUUUAAGAAGCCCCCUGAAACAUGGACGUGUGUAGUAGUACAAUAAGAGACCUAAUAAUACACGAUAAUAUUGACGGCUUAAUUGAAUUUCUCCGAUCUGGCUUAAAUCCAAACUACGAAGGUGGGUGGCCAAUAAGGUUGGCUGCUCGACAUGGAUUGUUUGCUGUGGUAAAAUUGUUUAUUCAAUUUGGUGCAGAUCCUCAUUUAUUGAGUGGAACAGGGGCUUCUACGUUACAGCUUGCUGUAUUUUCUGGAAAGCACUGGAAUACUGAUAAUUGGAUAUUUUUACUUUCAUAUUGUGAUUCUUCACAACUAGCAGACGGAGCUGCAGUAGCAAUUGUGUUUAAAAAUGUUGUAGCAUUAAAACAAAUAUUGGCUACGGGACGAUGUAACGUACAUAUACCGACGUCUCUAACGGGAAAAACCCUUGACCAAUUGGCAAAAGGCUAUAAAGUAUCGAAUUGGUUAGAGGCACCGGGAUCAAGUCAUUUUCCCGAAAACGAAGCUAAUAGACCACUAAUAAUUACUACGCGUCCAAUAAACUCGAGGAACCCUUCACAACAAAAUAACACGUGCAGUAUCAAUUCAGCGGGUCGUGACGCUUCAGUUAGUUUACAGAGAUCCUCGACAAAUACCAACAAUGCAGUUCCGAAUUCUCCAAGAAACAUAUUGCAGCAAGAACCUACCUUGAACACAAUUUCACCUAGUAUCACUUCAAGAACUAGUAGACCGAGCAUGAGAUCAUCACCUCACUACACUGAUCGUAAUUUAUCACCAUCCGUAGUGAGAUUUUUCAAUCAGUCCGUAGGACAGUCGUCGCUGACUCCAAGACAAAAUAUAGUUAGGGUUUCCUCACCAACGUGCAACGAAACGCUGCGCCAUUGAUUUUAAAAUUCAGUUAACAUAAAGUAAUUGGGAGAGGAGUAUUUUAUAAAACUAAAGUAUGACAUGGUUAUGAUAGCUAUUAUUUUAAUAAAUAAAUAAACUGAUAAAACGCAAGAAUUAGAAAUUAUGAUACAUACGGUGAAGGUAUGAUUCGUUCCUUCGUAAAAUGAAAAUCCGCGUGCUUAGUGCGAGUUUUUUAACGUUCUCGAUAGCGUAAAAGUUAGCCCAAUUUUGUAUGCAGUUGGAACA
Messenger RNA from Bombyx mandarina (wild silkworm), 1314 nucleotides. RefSeq lists its product as uncharacterized. Gene Ontology annotation, molecular function: protein binding. NCBI's taxonomy places the organism in Eukaryota, Metazoa, Arthropoda, Insecta, Lepidoptera, Bombycidae. The record is from RefSeq and is a predicted model, not a curated record.